AUGAGGACAAUAUUUCGUGGAGGCGUUUUAAGACGUGCAGAAUUAAACCAAGUAAAUAAUUGUACGAAGAGCAUUUUCAGUUUCUGUCACACGGCCUGUGCAAAACACCAGAGUAAUUUUGAGGGAUCUGAUGUUGAAGAGGCGUAUGUCAAAGCUAAACCCUUUAAAGAGAUACCUGGACCAUCUGGAUUGCCUGUUAUCGGAACGCUGAUGCAAUACACAGGUCCUUUUCGACAGCAUGACGUAGCACAUUACCAGGCCGUGCUCGAAUCAAGAUGGAAACAGUACGGUUCUAUUAUGAAGGAAACUAUCGGCAAAAGUACGGCGGUCCGAUUGUUCGACCCAGACGACAUUCAAACAGUCUACAAACACGAAGGAGUGUGGCCACACAUUGUCCCUAUCCUGGAGAGUUCGAAGAAGUAUCGGGAAUCCAGAAAUAUGUCGCCUGGACUUGGCAACAUAAAUGGCGAAGUUUGGAGUACAUUGAGGAAAGCUAUUCAGCCAGUGAUGAUGCGACUCCAAGAUGUAGCUGAAUUUCUUCCAUAUGUAAAUGAAGUAGCUGAUGACGUCAUUGACAAAAUAGACAACAUGGUGGACAACACGGGGAGUAUUCCACAUUUCAAUAACCUCAUGGCAAGGUGGAACCUAGAAACUGCUGCUAGGAUCUGCUUUGAUCAGAGACUUGGGGCACUGGACGAAGGUACUGAUUCUCAUUCGCAGAGAAUGAUACAGGCAAACUACGACAUAUUUGAUUUAUCGACAAAGAUGAUGUUCACUCUCCCUUGGAAAUUCAAAGCCAAUCAGAGACUUUCUGAUCGGCACUAUGAAGCGGAGGACUACUUUUAUAGCAAUGGUCAGAACCUUGUGAACACAGCUGUGUCACGUAUCAAGACAUUAGCAGCCAAUAAAGACCUGAAAGAAGGGCAGUUUCUGUUCAUUUCAUAUCUUUUGUUUAAUACAAACCUUAGCUUCGAGGAUCUUAGCAUCACGGCACUUACCUUAUUUGCUGACGGGCUGAAUGCGACUGUGCCCACGUUUCUGUUAGCACUUUAUUGCUUAGCAAAGAAUCCUCAGAUUCAGGAAAAGGCAUUCAGAGAGCUGCAACGAAAUGUGCCAGACAAAUAUGUUACCUAUGACUGCUUGAAAAAACUGACGUACUUGAAAGCAUGCUUCAAGGAAUCAUAUAGAUUUUUCCCGUUAAACUUGGACACAAAGCGGGUAAUAAAUCACGACAUUGUUCUUGGAGGAUACCAGGUCCCAGCAGGUACGACGAUAGAAAUGUGUUCUUUCGUGCAACAAAUGUCUUCAAAGUUCUUUGAUAACCCGACAGAAUUUCAGCCAGAGCGUUGGAUACGGGGAAGUGAUCAUUUUAAAAUGCACCACCCAUUCAUUGUCAUUCCCUUUAGUCACGGUCCACGGAUGUGCAUAGGUAGACGCAUAGCUGAACAAGAUAUGUACGUGAUGAUGGCUAAGCUACUGAAGACGUACAAAGUAACCACUUCAACUCGGGAUUUGGGUUUGAAAUUUCAAAUAAUUCAAACUCUAGACAAACCUGUCACGUUCUCUUUUGAGAAACGCCAUUAA
Messenger RNA from Ylistrum balloti, 1584 nucleotides. Its product is annotated as probable cytochrome P450 CYP44. Gene Ontology annotation, molecular function: oxidoreductase activity, acting on paired donors, with incorporation or reduction of molecular oxygen; iron ion binding; monooxygenase activity. The record is from RefSeq and is a predicted model, not a curated record. Bases 1 to 1584 code for a protein of 527 amino acids. Lineage: Eukaryota; Metazoa; Mollusca; Bivalvia; Pectinida; Pectinidae. The transcript has 10 exons.